Molecule: messenger RNA, 342 nt
Organism: Marasmius oreades (fairy-ring Marasmius)
Lineage: Eukaryota; Fungi; Basidiomycota; Agaricomycetes; Agaricales; Marasmiaceae
Exons: 3
Coding region: 1-342 (113 amino acids)
Source: RefSeq, a predicted model, not a curated record
AUGUCCUUCCUGACAAAGGGAUACAUCAAAAGCAGUAUUCACCGCGUCGUUCGUCCACCGCCAGACCAGGCUCAUCUACACAGAAUCUCCUUAAUUUACUUCUCGAGGCCAGGUAACGAUAUUCCUAUGAUCCCCGCACCUAGCCCGGUCCUUCUACGGAAGGGACUGAUCGGGAAGGAGGAUGUCAAUGAAGAGCACGAAACUGUGACAGGGUAUGAGUAUGUACGUGCCCGUGCGGGGUACUACAAUACUCGCAAGACAUUGAAGGUCGACCAGAAAGGGCAAGCAGAGAAACCGGUUUUCAAAGUCAAGCACUUGACCGUUCAGGAUUACUACGUUUGA